GUUUUUUUUCCUAUUUCAGAUAUCAAUGUAACUGAAAAAUGACUGAUACGAUUGAAGAGGACAUACCUGAUCUUCUUUGCGAAAGCAUCAACGAGGCCCCUCAAAAGGUCCCUGUAACAAUAGUAACUGGAUUUCUAGGCGCAGGCAAAACAACCCUGUUGGACUAUGUCCUGCAGUCUGAGCAUGGCAAGAGAAUAGCAGUUGUUAUGAACGAAUUCGGCGAGGGCACUGAAGCUGAGAAAGAAAGCAUUGCUGUGAAUGCAGCUGGAGUCGAAGAGUGGCUAGAACUGAACAAUGGCUGUCUCUGCUGCACUGUCAAAGACGUUGGAGUGUCUGCCAUUGAAGCGAUGGUCGAAAAGAAGAGAGACGCGUUUGAUUAUUUGAUAAUCGAAACUACUGGAUUAGCCAAUCCAGGUCCCAUAAUCGGUUCAUUUUGGCUUGACGAGGGUCUUCAGAGCUGUCUGAAACUGGACGCAGUUGUCACUCUGGUGGAUGCAUUCAAUGCUCAGAGGAGUCGCACUGAACGGUCAACGGCAGAGGAGUGGGCUGCGCAGGUUGCACUGGCAGAUGUGAUUUUGCUGAACAAAACAGACCUGACGACGAAAGACUUAGAAGAAAAACUUGAAGUUGACUUGAAGACAAUUAACACAUCCGUCGAGGUGUACAGAACGGUCAAAUCCAGAGUUCCUUUGGAUUCAAUUUUCAACCGCAGAUGCUAUGACGCAGAUGUAAUUCCAUUGCCAAAAAGUGACCUACCUCAUUCUCAUCAAAGCGUAUCAUCUUCAAUGAUCACUUCUUGUUCAAUUCGACCAGCAGCAUACCACACAGUUGACAUUGAAGAAUUCGAAUCUAAAUUGACCGAGUUACUUUGGAACAAGUCUGCUCCCUUCAAUGGUGGAGAUAAUGUUAACUCGCCUCUGGGUCAGCUUGAGAUUCUUCGAGCGAAAGGAUCUGUAGUGAGUCACGAAGGGAAAGUGUUCCAUCUGCAAGCUGUUGGAGAGCUGUAUGAAAUAAAGGAAAUGGACGAAAAAGCAGUGGAUACUAAAUCUACACAUCUUGUUUUUAUCGGCAAAAGUUUGGAUCCGGGGCUAUUGGAAUCGCAUUUAUUCUCAACAUGAACAAUUGCAGAUGAAUCCAUGUUUUGCCUUGUACAGAAACUAAAAACGAAAGAAAUUGGUGAAAUGAAUGUGUUAGAUUAUAUGCUGAUUCAUUGACAUCCUUUCAAAAACAUUUUAAUUCUGUUGUCUUUUCAA
Molecule: messenger RNA, 1253 nt
Organism: Symsagittifera roscoffensis
Lineage: Eukaryota; Metazoa; Xenacoelomorpha; Acoela; Convolutidae
Product: zinc-regulated GTPase metalloprotein activator 1-like
Exons: 10
Coding region: 39-1118 (359 amino acids)
Cellular component (GO): cytoplasm
Source: RefSeq, a predicted model, not a curated record